Alligator mississippiensis (American alligator) is the source of this 6659-nucleotide messenger RNA. It is a transcript of the gene DLG3, whose product is annotated as discs large MAGUK scaffold protein 3. Gene Ontology annotation, cellular component: postsynaptic density membrane; neuron projection; neuromuscular junction. Gene Ontology annotation, molecular function: kinase binding. The transcript has 24 exons. The coding region runs from base 1377 to 4199 and encodes 940 amino acids. NCBI's taxonomy places the organism in Eukaryota, Metazoa, Chordata, Crocodylia, Alligatoridae. Gene Ontology annotation, biological process: chemical synaptic transmission. The record is from RefSeq and is a predicted model, not a curated record.
GGUUGGUGCCCAGCACCCUGCCUCUCGGCGCCGACGCCGCCUCGGUGCGCAGAGGCCAGGGGUGCAGGCUGAGCCCCCCGUGCUGGCGCCAGCCCAGGGCGGGUGGACAGGGGCAUGCCGUGAGCUCUCCCACGAGCGUGGGCCCCUGGGCUCCCGUCCCUGGCUUCCCUGCUCCAGAGCAGGGGUGAAAUGGGAGAGCUGCCCACCCUCCUGCCUCCGGCCCGGGGCACCGCUCGCCCGCCUCGCCCCGCAGCUGGUCCUUCCAGGCCAGACGAGCCUCCUGGGGCCGAGGCGGAGGCGCCCCUCGCUCAUCUCCAGGGGGUCUGAUGCGGGAGGUGUGCACUCCCAGGCAGGUGCAGGGCUCGGGCGUGUGGGGCGGCAGCACCCUGCGUGCGUGCCCCGAAGUUGCAGUUCUCAGCCUGGUUGUUGGUGAGCAGGGGUCUCCCCUCUCGCUGGGCUGAGCUGGCGGGCCGAGAAGUGGACCGGCUGCAGACGGAAGUCCCUUCGGGGCUGGGGGGCAGCACAGCAGCUUGCCCGGCCCCAGCCCGGGCCACGUCUGCUCCGUGAGCAGAGGGGGUUAGCAUCCACCGCUGGCCCUCAGCUGGGAUUUGCAGAAGCUCAUGAAUCCCUCCGGCAUGCCAGGGAGCCCCAGGCUGUGCCUGGGUCAGGGCAAGCCCUGGCUGUGCAGGCUCAGAGGCAGGCUCCAAGUGUCUCUGUUUGUGCUAGGGAUUAUUCAUGCCUCGCCAGCUUCCCUUUCCCCCUCUGGGCCGUGCACGAUGCCCCGGUGCGGUUGGUAGACCACCUUUUUCGCUGGAGAAGGCGAAGCAGCCGCGAGGGGGGAGCACGGCCUGCAGGCAGCCGGUCGUGUCUGGGCUCUGCUGGGCCCAGCCCCCUGGCCGGGCUGCGGCCAGGCUCCCGGGGCCAGGCCGUCUCUUCUGCAUUCGCUCCUAGGUCAGGCGAGGAGCCCCUGCCGCUCCCUGGACACGUCCCCUCCCCCUCUCACACAGGCACUCUUUGUUUUACGGAGGCCUCCUAACAAAGGGAAACGUUCCCUGAUAGGGACCCGGGGCUCAAGGUCUGUGAGAACCGCUCCUCCUGUCUGAGAUGCCCUUUGCAGCCAGGACAGGCUGCAUCAGGGCUAACGGUGCCAUGCCGGGGACGAGCCCAGAGAAGGGUCAAGCUCCCCAGGCUGGACGAGUCUCCGUUCAGUGCUGGGACCCCCACCCUGGCCUCCCCCACAACCACCGCUUUGCUGCACCCCUUCCUCCCAGUGCAGUCCUGCUCUUCCAGCCCGGGCCUCUCCUUCCACGUCCCUGCCCUGGCCUCUCCCAGCUGCCCCAGAAAGCAGCUCUUGCCCCAGGCUGCGCUCCUGGCUAAUGAAGACCAGCUUGGGAUGCAGGUCGUGGGUCCCGUGGGGACACCAUUUGUCCGAGGGCGGUUCACACGGAUUCCCCCUCCUCUGCUUCCAGGGGCAGCCGCAGCCCGCAGGUCGGAGGUGCUGGUGCAGCUCUGGGGUGGCUCUGUACCGUGGGUGGAGCCUGCAGUAUAAUGCUGGAGGUUUUGGGGACACCCGGCGGGCCGUGGAAAUCCUGACCAGAUACCAAAGCACUCUGAAGUCUCCAGAUGAGCAGCAGCUGAAGACCUCCAUCGGGAAGGUCUCGCACAUCUUCCGAAGCGAGCUCUUCCAGGCCCUGUUAGACAUCCAGGAGUUCUACGAGUUCAUGUUGCUGUCGGCACGCGUGCAGCGCGGGGUCCGGGAUCCAGCCCCCAGUCCCUCGAAACAGCAGCAUGGUGAAGAAGAGACGGGUCCAGCCGGUAGCCCGGGAAGUCCCAGGCAUGCUCUAGAGGAGCCGCUCCUGGGCGCGGAGCAGAGACGGUCCAAGGGGGCGCAGGGAGACGGCACGCCAGGGCAGCAGCCGCAGCUGGUGAGAGUGACCGCCAGCAGCACGGAGCUGCCCGUCAGCGUUUCCAGCCUGGUGAUGCAUGCCCACAGCACCCUGCCCCAGGCCAACCCCGCUCCCAUUAUUGUGAACACGGACUCGCUGGAACAAGGGCUCUCGGUGAAUGGCAGCGAUGGGAUGUUUAAGUACGAGGAGAUCGUCCUGGAAAGGGGUAACUCCGGCCUCGGCUUCAGCAUUGCAGGAGGUAUCGACAACCCUCAUAUUCCAGAUGAUCCAGGUAUUUUCAUCACCAAAAUCAUCCCCGGUGGAGCUGCAGCUAUGGACGGCCGUCUAGGGGUGAACGACUGUGUCCUGAGAGUGAACGACGUGGACGUCUCCGAGGUGGUGCACAGCAAAGCAGUGGAGGCGCUGAAGGAGGCCGGCCCCGUGGUCCGGCUCGUGGUGCGGCGGAGGCAGCCCCCGCCAGAGACCAUCAUGGAGGUUAACCUGAUGAAAGGACCCAAAGGACUAGGCUUCAGCAUCGCGGGUGGAAUCGGAAACCAGCACAUCCCAGGAGACAACAGCAUCUACAUCACCAAGAUCAUCGAGGGAGGGGCUGCCCAGAAGGACGGCCGGCUGCAGAUCGGGGACCGGCUGCUCGCGGUGAAUAACACAAACCUACAAGACGUGCGGCAUGAGGAGGCGGUGGCCGCCUUGAAAAACACUUCGGACAUGGUGUACCUGAAAGUGGCCAAGCCUGGCAACGUCCACCUCAACGACAUGUAUGCGCCCCCCGACUACGCCAGCACCUUCUCAGCCCUGGCCGAUAACCACAUAAGCCAUAACUCCAGUCUGGGUUACCUGGGCGGCGUUGAGAACAAGCCUGCCUACCCGGCCCCCCCGCAGGUGACCCCAUCCAGGUACUCGCCCAUCCCUCGACACAUGAUUGGGGAGGAGGACUUCACCAGAGAGCCCCGGAAAAUCAUCCUGCACAAAGGCUCCACGGGACUGGGCUUCAACAUCGUUGGAGGCGAGGAUGGAGAGGGGAUCUUCGUCUCCUUUAUCCUGGCCGGAGGCCCUGCCGACCUCAGUGGGGAGCUGCGGAGAGGAGACCGCAUCCUUUCGGUAAAUGGGGCGAACCUCCGCAAUGCGACUCAUGAGCAGGCGGCCGCAGCCCUGAAGCGGGCAGGACAGACGGUGACCAUCAUCGCCCAGUACAGGCCUGAAGAGUACAGCCGCUUCGAGUCAAAGAUACACGACCUGCGAGAACAAAUGAUGAACAGCAGCAUGAGCUCUGGCUCCGGCUCACUCCGGACCAGCGAGAAGAGAUCCCUCUAUGUCCGAGCGCUGUUUGACUACGACCGGACCCGGGACAGCUGCCUGCCCAGCCAGGGGCUCAGCUUCUCCUACGGGGACAUUCUGCACGUCAUCAACGCCUCUGACGACGAGUGGUGGCAGGCGAGGCUAGUGACGCCGCACGGGGAGAGCGAGCAGAUUGGGGUCAUCCCCAGCAAGAAGAGGGUGGAAAAGAAGGAGAGGGCGCGAUUGAAAACAGUCAAGUUCCACGCUCGGACCGGGAUGAUCGAGUCCAACAGGGACUUCCCUGGGUUAAGUGACGAUUAUUAUGGAGCAAAGAACCUGAAGGGCGUGACAUCCAACACCAGUGACAGCGAGAGCAGCUCCAAAGGACAAGAGGACACGAUUCUGUCGUACGAACCGGUGACGCGGCAAGAAAUUCAUUACGCGCGGCCGGUGAUCAUCCUGGGGCCGACGAAGGACCGGAUCAACGACGACCUCAUCUCCGAGUUCCCGCACAAGUUUGGCUCCUGCGUGCCGCACACCACCAGGCCGCGGCGCGAGAACGAGGUGGACGGGCAGGACUAUCACUUCGUCGCGUCCCGGGAGCAGAUGGAGAAGGACAUUCAGGACAACAAGUUCAUCGAAGCCGGGCAGUUCAACGACAACCUCUACGGGACCAGCAUCCAGUCGGUGCGGGCCGUGGCAGAGAGAGGGAAGCACUGCAUCCUGGAUGUGUCUGGCAACGCCAUCAAGAGGUUGCAGCAAGCACAGCUUUACCCUAUUGCCAUUUUCAUCAAGCCAAAAUCCAUCGAAGCGCUCAUGGAGAUGAACCGGAGGCAGACGUACGAGCAAGCCAACAAGGUCUUCGACAAAGCCAUGAAACUGGAGCAGGAGUUCGGGGAGUAUUUCACAGCCAUCGUACAGGGAGACUCUCUCGAGGAGAUUUACAACAAAAUCAAACAGAUCAUUGAGGACCAGUCCGGGCACUACAUCUGGGUCCCGUCCCCUGAGAAACUCUGAAGACUUCCCCCACCUCCUUUCUUGUGAGCAGAAGAUCUCUGAAAUCCCACCCCCGCCCACGCCCUCUGCCCCACGGGGGGACACGAAUACUCUUCCUGCCCCUUUUUUAGAUCGUCGCAAAAUUGAGUUUUCUAGUCCUGUUUCUUUUUGUUGGGAUGAAGCGAUCUCAUUCAUCACGUGACUGUUCCCACCAUCCCUGCAUGGACCUCCCCACUGCGCCAUUAGAGACGGAUGAGACCCCAUUCAAGAGUGGUUUUUUUUUUAUUCUUAUUACUAUUAUUAUUAAUGAAACCAAGCAGUGAGACGGGCCGAGGAGGCUGAGGACUAAUGUAAAGAACGACCGAAACCGGGCUGCGGCACUGAGAGAGGAGUGGAGCUUCCCGGGCAUUUCUCCAUGUGCGUCUGUCACUGUCGUGCAGCCCUGACCAGCGCAACACAAAGGCAACAGAAAGCAUUUUAUUUAUCUGUAUAUGUAAUUUAUAUAUAAUAUAGAGAGAGAUAUUAUAUAUAUAUUAUAUAUAUCUGUGGACUAGCAAACAGGAGGGACCUCCUAAACGGUACUACUUUAUUGCUAGGAUGCAUCCAGUUGUCCCAGGCACUGCGUAAGGGAGUCCGCUCUGGUCAGGAAGAGAUUGAACCGGGACCAGGUGCUCUGAAUGAUUCUCACGUCGGGUCAGUCUUUCACGAGCCAGUGCCCAGGGCUGGAGGGCAGGGCAGAGACGAGGAUGUGGUGUGCGCAGAGGGGGCCACGGGUCUGGAACCACUCGAGCGGCAGUAGCUGAUCUGAGGCUGGGAGAGGAGACUAAGCAAGAGGCUGCCGAGCGAAAGCGUGGAUGCUAGUACAUAUUAAAUUGCACAUUGUUUUACAGGCCACCUGAUGAUGUGUUUGCAUGAGAGGUUUCCUUUUUGUUCUAUUUUUUUAAGCGGAUGUUAAACCAAAACCAUGUUGUGUUGCUGUGUCGGCUUUUUCAUGACUCUGAGUUUCUCAUGUUAAUAAUGAACUGAACGGGUAUAAAGUCCAUUUUUUAACUUAUUUUUUAAGAUGGCUCCAUUGUAAAUAGAACCUGGGCCCGGGCCGCCGCAGCCCAGGAGCUCUCUGCAGAUCACGUGAGAUGGACUGGCCGGCCGCUCCGUGCCCCUCGGGGAGCGCCUGGCACCUCGGGCAGACCCUGGCCCGGGGGGCAGCAGGCAGGCUGGCCCGCUCUCCUUUGCAGAAGGGCGCUUGAACCCCUGGGACUUAGUGGCAGGCCCUGGCUGCGCCUGGGACAGACGCUCAGCUCCUCAGGUCUGUCCAGGGAUUCAAAGCAGCCUCAAUUCCAGGAGCAACUGAAAACCUCCCUCCCUGCCUGCCUGCCACGGCCUAGAUUCAGGGUUCUUUCCCCUGGUGACCUUCAUAGCACUGCCACCCUCGUGGCAGCGCAGCCAUGUCCCCUCUGCUCCCCUGGGACUCGGGCUGUGGCAGCUAUGCAGGCAUUCACCCCUCAUCCCUCUCAAAGCCUCUGCCUAUGUCCUGGUUCUCCAAGUGGGAUCCUGUCCUCCCUAGCCACGCUUUCUAGAACCAGACGCAGGAGCUGGACUGUGAGCAGGGAAACCGGCACGGCUGCAGGAGUGAAACCUGGCACUGGGAGCAAGGAGCAGGUGCUGCUGAACGUGGCUCCAUCCGAGGAGAAAGCCCACAAAGCCCUUGGGAACCGUCUGGACUGUUCACGUCUCGGCAGCGCAAGGUCCCCUUUGGUAGGGAAACUGUAAAUACUUUUCUCCCAGCCACAGCCACAGGACAAAGGCAGUUGCCCACGACCGCAUUGGCAGGUACGUUCCUCUUCCCCGGGUAGGGGCAGAUGGCGCCAGUUCCUUGCCUAGCCGGUAGGGUUGGCUGGGGUGGCUUACACGUAGCACCGAGAGGAUGCUGUCCACUUGCGCCAGUGCCAGCCGCGUCACUGCCAGGCCACUGCAGGGUGCAGGCACACCGCAGUGAGCGAGAAGCACCUCCUUGUGCAGCAGCUGCCUGCGUCACGAGAGGAGUUUGGAUGGGCUUUAGCCACCAGCUGAGACUGGAAGCACAGCCGUGCAGACCGCACCAGCAGCAUCAGGGCAGCGGAGGCAAAGCAGCGGUGCCUACUGUCAAGCUGGAGUCUCCCUGUGGAGGAAGCCUGGGCAGGGGCCCAGCGGUUGCUCUUCCUGGGGUCUGCGCCAGUGGCCCCACACUGGAUGCCGCCAGCCUCACACCAGAGACAGGGAGGAGGUGAAGCAGCGGCAGCUGACACCCCCACGGCUAGUCUCACAGGUCCAGCUCCUUUUCUUUUUCUGAUAGCCUGUGCCCCUCUCCUCUAGUCCCAUGGAGAGAAGAUCAAUGUGCUCCAUGGCAUAGCUGAAAGUAUCCGAUCAAUCAUGACAACACUAGUUGGUUACCAGUGUUUCUUCCAAGGAGACGUAUAUUUUUAAUAAACAGAGUUACAAAGA